UGAGCCACUGCACCUGGCCUCUUAGGGCUUUUUUUUGGCAGAGACCACAGGUUGAUUGAUUCCUCACCCAGGCCAGAGGCAGGGGCUCCAGACUGUGGUUGGCAGGGGCAGGUGGGGCUGUGUGUGGAGAAUGGCUGGCUCAGUAGGCCCUCAUGCUGCUGGGGAGAGGUGGGCUUCUGGGGUGCGUGGUCAGCUGCCGGGAGGAAGGCAGGGGUUCCCAAACCUUGUGCUCAGAUGUAUUCCUGACCAAGGACUUUGGCCAGAGCCCUGGACCUGGCUCAGAGCCUGAUUCCCAGUAGAGGAUGAGGGAAAUUGUUGUUGGAGUUUCUCUUUCUGGGAAAUAGGUUUCCUUGGCCUCAUUUUACAGAUGAGAAAACCUGAGACACAGAGAGGUCAAGUGCCUUGUGCAGUGUCACACAGCCUAGGCACUGAAUACUGGCACUGGUUAUCAGAUUCUCAUCCUCCAAAGGCUCUGUCCUGUGCUCCACAGCUCGUCAUUUCUCUAUUGGCCUAAAGAGGGUCUUACUUGUCUACACAGCAACUCAGCUGCCCAACCAUCUUUGGGAGGCUGCAGUGUGCAGGGGGUCUCGCCCUGGACCCUGGAAGCCUGGGUUUGAGUCCCAGCUUGCCCACUGGCCUGCUGUAGAACUCAAGCAGACUCCUCUGUGCAGUAUUCAGUUUCCCCACCAUCAACUGGAACCAUUCUGGAAGUCAGGGCCAGAGCCAGUUCUUGGAGGAGACUCGGCACAGGGCAUGGAUCACUGUGGUACCCUUUUCCUGUGCCUGUGCCUUCUGACUUUGCAGAAUGCAACAGCAGAGACAUGGAAAGAACUCCUCCGCUACAUGGAGAAUAUGCAGGUGUCCAGAGCCCGGAGCCCAUUUUUUUCCUUUCGUCAACUUCACCAGCUGGAGCAGAUGCUACUGAACACCAGCUUCCCGGGCUACAACCUGACCUUGCAGACACCCGCCAUCCAGUCUCUGGCCUUCAAGCUGAGCUGCAACUUCUCUGGCCUCUCACUGAGCAGUGCCACUCUGAAGCGGGUGCCCCAGGCCCGGGGUCAGCAUGCCCGGGGUCAGUAUGCCUGGGGUCAGCAUGCCAUGCAGUUCCCCGCCGAGCUGACCCGGGACGCCUGCAAGACCCAGCCCGGGGAGCUGCGACUCAUCUGUAUCUACUUCUCCAAUGCCCACUUUUUCAAGGAUGAAAACAACUCAUCUCUGCUUAAUAACUACGUCCUGGGGGCCCAGCUGAGUCAUGGGCAUGUGAACAACCUCAGGGAUCCGGUGAACAUCAGCUUCUGGCACAACCAAAGCCUGGAAGGCUACACCCUGAGCUGUGUCUUCUGGAAGGAGGGAGCCAGGAAACAGCCCUGGGGCGGCUGGAGCCCUGAGGGCUGUCGUACAGAGCAGCCCUCCCACUCUCAGGUGCUCUGCCGCUGCAACCACCUGACCUACUUUGCUGUUCUCAUGCAACUCUCCCCGGCCCUGGUCCCUGCAGAGUUGCUGGCACCUCUUACAUACAUCUCCCUCGUGGGCUGCAGCAUCUCCAUUGUGGCCUCGCUGAUCACGGUCCUGUUGCACUUCCAUUCCAGGAAGAAGAGUGACUCUUUAGCACGCAUCCACAUGAACCUGCACGCCUCCGUGCUGCUCCUGAACAUCACCUUCCUGCUGAGCCCCGCAUUUGCCAUGUCUCCUGUGCCCCAGUCAGCGUGCACGGCUCUGGCUGCUGCCCUGCACUACGCGCUGCUCAGCUGCCUCACCUGGAUGGCCAUCGAGGGCUUCAACCUCUAUCUCCUCCUCGGGCGCGUCUACAACAUCUACAUCCGCAGAUAUGUGCUCAAGCUUGGUGUGCUAGGCUGGGGGGUCCCAGCCCUCCUGGUGCUGCUUUCCCUCUCUGUCAAGAGCUCAGUGUACGGACCCCACACGAUCCCCGUCUUCAACAGCUGGGAGAAUGGCACGGGCUUCCAGAACAUGUCCAUAUGCUGGGUGCGGAGCCCUGUGGUACACAGUGUCCUGGUCAUGGGCUACGGUGGCCUCACGUCCCUUUUCAACCUGGUGGUGCUGGCCUGGGCGCUGUGGACCCUGCGCAGGCUGCGGGUGCAGGCGGAUGCACCGAAUGCCAGGGCCUGCCAUGACACUGUCACCGUGCUGGGCCUCACCGUGCUGCUGGGAACCACCUGGGCCUUGGCCUUCUUUUCUUUUGGCGUCUUCCUGCUGCCCCAGCUGUUCCUCUUCACCAUCUUAAACUCACUCUACGGUUUCUUCCUUUUCCUGUGGUUCUGCUCCCAGCGAUGCCGCUCAGAAGCAGAGGCCAAGGCACAGGUAGAGGCCUUCAGCUCCUCCCAGACAACGCCGUAGUCUGGGCCUCCUGGCCUGGAACCCUCAGCCUCUCUGGCUGCCAGUAGCCUGAGGCCACGGCUCCCACUAGAGGGUGGCAGGCUUGCUACUGGACCCCAGAGGCCACUGUGACCCUCAAGGGGCCUUUUCCACUUCCACAGCCUCUCCAGGCACUGAGGGGAAGGUGUUGCUCUACCUCUCCCUGACAUUUUGCUCCAGGGCAGAUCCAACCUCACCUGGGGCAGCAAACUUUGUCCUGGUACCUGGGCCCAGCUGGCCAGGGAUGUGGGCAGAGCACCAGCCUGGGCAUCAGGAGGCUGAGUUUCAAGACCUGGUUCUGAGUCUGUAUGACCCUGGGCCUGCCACUUCUCACCGACCCUGGGUAUCCACAGCUGUGACAUGGGGGCAAGUGGCUUUGUCCAGCUUAACCUGGGAGCUUAGUAAAGAUUGCAUAAGACCAGGGGGAAGAGUGUCACUAUGGGGUGGGAAUUCCCACAGCCUCCACCUGCUUGCUAGGGGCAGGAUCUCAUCCAAGCUGCCAUGGAAGCACCUGCUUGGCCCUGUCAUAUUCCUCCUGGGGAGGGCCAGACGGCAUCUUGGUUUGGGGCAGGUGGGACCUACCCAGGGUCUGAGACUUUACUGGCCUAUGCCUGAGGCCUCUUUUCCUUUAACUCCCUAAAUUAUGAUGACUCCAAGUCCAAGCCCACCCUUCCCGAAGACUGGGAGGUUCAGCCCUUCCCAGAGCCUCCUCCUGCGUACUCCCAAGACUUCUACAGACCAUUUGGACCAGAAGUCCAUCCCACAGAGUUUUCUUGGCGGGCAGAGGAAAACACUUCUUUCUCCUCCUGCUGAAUCAGCUGGACCCCAGUGACCUGGCUAUUUGGUGAUUGGGCAAGAUUGAAUUUGCCCUGGUAGGCGUGAGAGUGUGGGUUUUAAAUCCAAAGCUCAGGCCAUAGUUGCAGAGAAUCACCCUUACCCCAGACCUGUCAGACCCUGUGGGAGACAGCGCUCAUGAAGCCAGUGCGUUUCCCCGGACGAACACGAGGGGGAGCCGCUGGCCAACACUCAGAGGCCCUUGGCGCCAAGACUGCAUCUGGAAUAGCUCAAACACCUGUUUGCAGACCCCAUGCACCAGCUGGAGGGGCCGUAAUUGCAGGACUGUGCCUGCUGAGUGACCCGCUUCCCUCCAGGAGGAAAGGCAAGACACGUUUACACGGCCAUUUAUCUCUUUUCCCAAUGCGCCGUUGCGCUGUCACUUUUGGGGGCUGCACCCCAGAUGUAGCUGGCACCAGAGCAGCGCUGGGGGAGGUGCUCAGGGCCCUGCCCCAGGCCAUCGGGCAGUUUUGAUGACCUCAAAGGUCACAGGCAGAAAAUGGGAGCAGGAUUUCCUCUGGAAAAGUUCUCCUGGGACAUCUUCUGCUCUUCUGUACAUUUCUAGAUGCAAGUAACUCCUUCACCAAGCAGUGAGUGGCACAGGCUCCGGAGCCAGGGUGCUUGGGCUCCAAUGCCAGCUCUGCCACUUGCUAGCUGUGAGACUGUGGACAAGCCACUCAGCCUCUCUGUGCCUCAGUUUUCCUAUUUGUAAAAUAGAGGCCAGUGGUACCUAUUUUGAGGACUAAGUAAAAUAAUUCAAAUAAAGAGACUUGGCACAGAGUAAGUGCUCAGUAAA
Messenger RNA from Chlorocebus sabaeus (green monkey), 4003 nucleotides. Lineage: Eukaryota; Metazoa; Chordata; Mammalia; Primates; Cercopithecidae. The record is from RefSeq and is a predicted model, not a curated record.